GAUCAUUUGGUGAUAACCUCGUUCCUCUAGAAUCAUUGUCACAGCCAUUCUUUGGGAUCAUGCCAGCUUCACCACCUCUGCUCCCAUCUCAUAGUCGAGAUUCAUCCCCUCUGCCAUCGCCUGGCCUCAGCCCCUCACCCAUCACUUCGUCCCGGAGGUCCCCGUUGCUCAGUCGGAAAUCCGGUUCACCGAUGGAAGAUAAAUUCGGAGCUGCAGAGAAUGGGUAUAUCAAUGAGAAGGAUGGAGGGCUCGAAGCGGCGACCAAAAACAUUGAGAUCACUCCAAACCUUCCGGACGAGAGAGAAUCUGCCAAGAAGGGACGCCUCGGAGCAGCUACGAUCAUCCCCAUAUGGAUUGCCCUGUCUUCCGCAGUCAUCCUGUACAAUAAAUACUUGUACAUCAAUCUUGAUUACCCUUACCCCGUCUUCAUCACCUCAUACCAUCUCGGAUGUGCCGCUAUCGGAACAAGGAUCCUCAGAGCUACGACACAUUUGAUGGACGGUCUGGAUCACAUCACGAUGACCAAAGACCUCUACUUCCGCUCCAUCGUCCCUAUCGGAAUCUUGUUCUCUGGAUCCCUCAUAUUCAGUAAUACCGCCUACCUGACAUUGAGCGUCUCUUUCAUCCAAAUGCUCAAGGCGUUCACACCCGUUGCCAUUCUGUUGAUCUCGGCAAUCUUCAAGAUCCAGACGUUGAACUCUCGUCUCGUCGUCAUUGUCCUCCUCAUCUCUACUGGUUGCGCCUUGGCCGCUGCUGGCGAAGUCCAUUUUGAGAUGUUUGGCUUCAUGUGUCAGGCAACAGCCGUCCUUUUUGAGGCCUCACGUCUCGUCAUGAUUCAGAUUUUGCUGCAGGGGUUCAAGAUGGAUCCAUUGUGUUCGCUUCACUACUACGCUCCGGUGUGCUCUUUGAUCAAUGCGUGUUUCAUCCCUUUCACAGAGGGAAUGGCUCCAUUGAAAGAGGCUAUUCGAAUAGGACCUCUGAUCAUGUUAACGAAUGCCGGGGUCGCAUUUGGCUUAAACGUCGCCGCUGUGUUCUUGAUCAGUGCCGCUGGCGGCUUGGUCCUUACCCUUGCAGGUGUCUUCAAGGACAUUCUUCUCAUCUCUGCAAGUGUCAUUUUCUUCGGCAGCUCAAUCACGCCCAUGCAGAUCUUUGGAUACUCGCUGGCACUUGGCGGCUUAUUCGCAUACAAAAGCGCCUCUGGCAAGAAGUAAACGACUUGCUCAUACAUCAUCUUUUCAUUCUCGGCUUCCCGCACAUGGCUUAGAUCAGCAUGCACAUUAGACUACGGACUGCAAUCGACCAUAACCGAUCGCGGGCGAGAAGUCUGAAAGCUGGGGCAGACUCGCUGCGCCACGGUUUUGUGGAUCGAUCGAUCCCUUAACACAAUUUUCUAUCAACUGAUGUUUCCGUGACCUGGCGAGAGGGACAUUUCCUCGAUACCGUCCUUUGGCUG
Molecule: messenger RNA, 1453 nt
Organism: Kockovaella imperatae
Lineage: Eukaryota; Fungi; Basidiomycota; Tremellomycetes; Tremellales; Cuniculitremaceae
Product: triose-phosphate transporter family-domain-containing protein
Exons: 17
Coding region: 60-1211 (383 amino acids)
Cellular component (GO): Golgi apparatus; endosome; trans-Golgi network
Molecular function (GO): antiporter activity
Source: RefSeq, a predicted model, not a curated record